AAGUACUUGCUGGCAUUGGAUCAGGCAAAAGCUUUUGAUCGAGUGAAUCAUGAAUAUCUGGGUUGCUGCUUGGUAGAUACGGCCUGCAGGGGAGGUUUAUAUAUAGAUUGGCUGAAGACAUUAUAUAAAGGGGCUGAGAGCUUCCCACUUGUUAAUGGUUGGGUUGGGCGGCCUUUUGAGGUCGGCUCUGGUGUGCGCCAGGGAUGUCCUUUGAGCCCCCUGCUAUAUGCUUUCGCAAUCGACCCCUUUGUAAGAAGGCUAGAGGGCGCAUCGUUGUGCGGGGUGCCUCUGGGCAUUGCUGGUGUGCCGCCGUUGAAGGUCGUUGCCUAUGCUGAUGAUGUGUCUGUUAUUAUCUCUGGGACUGAGGAGGCGAAGGAGGUGGUCUCUGUGAUAGAGCAGUACACGGAGGCUUUUGGCUCUAAAGUCAACCAUGAAAAGUGUGAAGUUUUCUGGAUGAGUGAGGAGGGUGAAAGCUUCGAACUUCCGGAUGCCUUCCCAGAGCCCCAGCAGGAAAUUAAAAUUUUGGGCAUCAAAUUUGGUCCUGGUGACUAUGGUCAUCGAAACUGGGAAAGAAGGUUGGUAGAUGCCAAUGCCAAAGUAGCAAGCUGGAAGAGAUGGAGGCUUUCCUUGAGAGAGAGGGUUGACUUGAUCAAAACUUACCUGAUCCCGAUCUUUUUAUAUGUCAGCUUCGUCUGUAUCUUGCCAGUAUCUCUCUAUGCAAGGGUCUACAGCUGUACAGCUGUUUUUUCCAACUGUUAUGGGGAAACAGGCUGA
This is a messenger RNA of Staurois parvus, 774 nucleotides long. NCBI's taxonomy places the organism in Eukaryota, Metazoa, Chordata, Amphibia, Anura, Ranidae. The record is from the annotation of a GenBank genome assembly.